AUAUUUAGAUUGUACUUAAUCGUCUGAUUAGUGUUAAUAGGUAGUCACUUCUUAGCUGUUAGUGAUUUAUUUAUAUAUGUUUAUAAUGGUGCUGUAUUACUCAUAACAGGUAUAUAUGUAAUCAUAUUAGGUAUAUAGGUUACCUAUUUCAUUUUGUACCAAACGUUUUUCCCCUUUUUUAUUUCACUGACCUGUACCUUUGCCCAGUUUUUCCCCUGGGCUGCUGUACAGUACCUGUACCGCCGAGCGCCGCUCUUUUUAAAGUAUUUUUUCCCUCCUUUUCCCUCAGAGGUGCUGGUGCGUCUGUUUACCUCACAGAGGCACAUAUUCUCCUUCCCUCCCCGUCUUUCCCGCGCACCGCGGGGGGGAGAGAUUCGUCUCCCCCUCCUUCUCUCCUCAGACAAGCUUGUAUGCUCUCUCAGAGCUGGAGGAGGGAGGGGCGACCAAUCAGAGGAGAGUCACAGGACAUGUGACUCUCUCUCUGCUCAGGCAGAAGGUGUAGGCUUUCUCCUCACGCUGCAAAGUCAGUCCCUGCACUGACGGCAGUGAGGAGAGAGCCUGGUAUUGUAAUUUAACCCCUGCCUGCCUUAGCAAGAAUCAUUUUCUCUUUGCCUUACUCCUGGCAGCGUGGAUUAACCCCUACCUGCCUUUAAGCAACACUACCCAUAUUGCCUUACUGUUUGUGUCUAUAGCCUAAUUUUAAGAGCUAUCCUUACUAUAUAUAGCUAUACAGAGCGGCAGCAUGUCUGAUCUCCCUGCCCCUACGGAUCCUAUGGAGGAUAACACCAAUAGGGACACAGCCCCAGCCCUGAAUGCUGCCCAGAUUCAGGAGCUAAUUAAUAAAUCCAUCCUGGCUGCCCUGUCCUCUGCUGCCUCCUCCAGGGUAUAUAUACCCAUGGCCCCACAGUUACCGACGCCGCAAGGCGACGAACCACCGCCCAAAAAAGGCAAAGCCUCUCAGAAGAGGAAGCACACCCUGGCGGUGAUUGACUCCCCGGCAGGGGAAGGAAAUAAUAUGCCUCAGGUAAACCCUAACACGGCUUACCAACCCCAGCAUCAGACGCACUCAAAUAGACCCCUGGACCCCAGGGAGUUACAAUUUAAAGGGACUAAGGCCGCAAGAAGGGCCAAACCGGACUCAUACAUUGACUCUCCACAAGAGGAUUCUGAUGACCCCUUAGAGGGAUCGGAUGAGUCAGAGCCGGAUUCAUAUGAGGACGAUGCUGGGGAGACGGCGCUCACUACAGCUGCCAACCCUGCCACGCAGGGAGAUAUUCUCCUAGACUCCCUAGGAGAACCGUUCUUUGAUCCAAACGCUAUUAGUCACCCGCGUUCUGGAGAAUGGACCCCUCUACCAGAGGUGAACCAAUACAUAGAAUUAUGGGCUAGAAAAUCCCUUGACAGGGUUAGUCGCAACAAACUUAGGGCUGAAUGCCCUAGACCCCUUAUACCCAAUAAAGUGGUGGCUACCCCUGAGAUAGACCCCAUUUUAACCAAAUAUCUAAUGAAAUCUGGCAAAUUCCAGAGAAAAGGGGUAGAACGAUCAUUCCGAUCCAUUCAAGAUCGUGUUCUAGACAUGAUGGGGCCCCUGACCAAGAUCCUCAAUCUUUCGGAACAGGCGGCAGCAUCCGGGCAACCGGUCGACCUACAACAGCUGAGAGGCUGGGCGCAAAGAGCAAUAUGCCUGGCUGGCACUGCCAAUACGGCAUGCUCGAUUGAAAGACGCCGAUCUAUACUGAUGCGUCUGGACCCCCAGUUAGCCCACCUGGCGGAGUCAGAACCCGGACCGUCUGCGGACGGCAUGUUAUUUGGAGACUCUUUAUUGAAAGACGUCAAUAAAUUUGUGGGCCUUUUUACGAGCCUGGACAAGGCUCAAAAUUCCUUGAGGAAAGCUGGGACCCCCAAGGUUUUUAACAGGGCCGGCAGAAACAGAGGCCGAUCUGCCGGCCGUGCCCCUUCCUACAGGCCACAAAAUAGAGCCCCAGUACAAUACCAGUACCCGCAGGCUCAAUCCUACGCCGCUCCAGUGGCACAACCUGCCCCCUUCUUUCCACCACGAGGCAGACCAUGGCGAGGACGAGGGGGACGAGGUUACCCACGAUCCCGACCUCCCACCGGUUACUGAAUAUCGUACCUGGGUAAUACUCCGGAUUGGGAUACUUGAAAGUUCUACUGUCUUCUUACCCCUGUUGGGACGGAACGCCUAUUGAACCCUCGUUGGGUUAAAAUUUCUCCGAAACCCCUGUUGGGACUCGACGAACGACUCUGAUCCAAGUUAUGGAUUCCUCGGACCCUGGCCGGACGGAUACAGUUCAAGACGACGACAUCCGACGGGCAAGAUCUUCGCAGCAAGAAAGAGGAGGAUCUUAGUCGGGCAGUCUGUUAUAUAGAGGUCACCGACCUGGGCGUGGCUACGGAUUAC
Molecule: messenger RNA, 2422 nt
Organism: Rana temporaria (common frog)
Lineage: Eukaryota; Metazoa; Chordata; Amphibia; Anura; Ranidae
Exons: 2
Coding region: 743-2125 (460 amino acids)
Source: RefSeq, a predicted model, not a curated record